CAGGAACACACACCCCUGGAAUUCAGGCGUGUCUGGGAGGGCGUGGCUUCUGGCUUGCUUCUGAACCAAACUCCAACCUGUUUUUAGAGGACCCUCGGACAUCCUGUGAGCGCCACAUUACCUGAACAGCUGCCAUCAUGCCUGAGACUGCAGAGUCACACUCAGCCACCCUCCCCACCAACCGUCACUGCACCAUAGAGAUCACCAACCUCAGCACUGUCUACUGUCUUGUCAACCCAAAGGUUCACAUGGAGAGCGGGUUCCCAUUCAAUCCCCCCCAACCCACCAUUCGCACCACCAAGACUGAGUUGUGCUCCUUCAUCAAGGACGACAACACGGCCACGGGAACUGUGGGGGUGUUGACCUACGAGCUGUUCCACAUGCGAGAGCGGCGCUGCAGUGAGCUGAUGGCCAUCAUGUUCUCCGUGCCGUUCGACUACAACAUCUACAAGAACUGGCUGGGCGUGGGGAUCUUCCAGCACACGCAUGCCUGCGAUAAAAAGCUGUUUCAUUCGAUGUAUAAUGACAAAGAUUUCACCAGCUUUGUGCGGCAGGAAGCCACCGGCUCUGGGUUGUUGUUUAGGGGGAGGGGUCUGGAUGUGAGGGCCUGCAUGUGUGAUGUGGGCAAAGCCAUCGUUAAAGUGGAGCUGUAUGAUAAAAUGGGUUGAUGUGAAAUUGAACAGAGUGACUCAGAUGAGUGAGUCAGUGUUGAUGCUGAUGAUCCUGGAUGCAGGUUUGUGUCAUUAUGGAUGCUUUAAACGAAUAAAAUCAAAACAACUGAA
Molecule: messenger RNA, 782 nt
Organism: Nothobranchius furzeri (turquoise killifish)
Lineage: Eukaryota; Metazoa; Chordata; Actinopteri; Cyprinodontiformes; Nothobranchiidae
Biological process (GO): pore complex assembly; cytolysis in another organism; monoatomic cation transport
Cellular component (GO): pore complex
Molecular function (GO): channel activity
Source: RefSeq, a predicted model, not a curated record